Molecule: messenger RNA, 598 nt
Organism: Symbiodinium pilosum
Lineage: Eukaryota; Dinophyceae; Suessiales; Symbiodiniaceae
Source: the annotation of a GenBank genome assembly
GAGCGUCUGCAGAGCAUCAGAUCCCAAUGGGUCGGAGCCUUGGGGAACCAAGGCGACAGCAGUCUGCCAACCUUUUUUGUUGAGGGCGCUGUCCCGCACGGCGGAAAUUCUUGAAGACCCGGAUUGGAAAAUUCUGACCGAGGGCCAGGACUGUUUCUUAAAUGGAGUUCCGGUCGGGUUUGGUGAGACCAUCAAACAGGUCCCACAAGUAUUUGGCUUGAAAGAACAUUGGCGCAAGCUCGAUGUGUCGGAGCCAGAUUUUGACAGGGCCAAUUACAAGAGUGCAGAUAUGAGCUCAACCCAGUUGCUGGCCAAGUUUAGGGAGGAAGAGAAGCUGGGCAGAAUGAGACCCACAACGAUGGGAGCGUUGCGUGAGGAGUACCCGGCAGACAAGAUCAGGGUUGCAUCGAUGGGCGCCAUUGAGAAACCAGACGGGUCUGUACGACCGAUCCAUGACGGGACGCAUGGGGUCCUGGUGAAUAAUGGCGUCCGUCUUCUGAACCAUGUUUCAGUGCCUGGUCCCGGCAGAAAUGGCGUUUGCCGUGAGACAGGCAGGGGCACAACGGGAAGUCCCGCUGGCAGUGGCGGCCGACGUUAG